AUGGAUCAAGGCGUGAUUUCCUGUUUGAAACGAAGGUACAAAAAGAUUUUUCUCCGUUAUCUUUUGCAAGAAGAUUGUUUUGAUUCGAUGAAAGAACUUUUGAAAACGUGGACCAUAAAAGAUGCCAUUUUUGCAGUAUGUAAUGCUUGGGAAAAUGUACCUGCAACUACGUUAAGACUUUCUUGGGCGAAAAUUUUGGAUCAAGACUAUGAUGACGAAGAAAGUAUCGAAGAUACGGUCGAUAAGGAUAUAAAAGCUUGUCUUGAUCUAGCUACAUCUAUUCCAGAUUUCACUAAUGUUGAUGAAGACGAUAUUGUUGAUUGGCUACAAAAAGAUCUUAACGAAGAGGGAUUUGAGCGUUUGAGUGACAGUGACAUAGCAGUUCGUUAUGGCAGCGUAAGUACACCAUCUACCUCACAACAGCCUGAUUCUUCUUCUGAGAGUGAUAAUGAAGAACAUUUUGAAAAAAUACAGACAAGCCAAGCAAUGGAAGCAGUUGAUGUCCUCUUGAACUUCUGCGAACAGGAAAAUUUUGACUUCCAUGACAUUAUUGGCUUAAGAAAAAUUAGAAGUGAAGUAAGGAAAAUUAUUUCAAACCAAAAAAAAACAAAGACUGAUAACUUCAUAUUUUAA
Molecule: messenger RNA, 633 nt
Organism: Macrosiphum euphorbiae (potato aphid)
Lineage: Eukaryota; Metazoa; Arthropoda; Insecta; Hemiptera; Aphididae
Source: the annotation of a GenBank genome assembly